CAUGACAUUUAGACAGGUCGUUUAGUUUAAGUUUAACAUGCAAGGAUGGAGAGAUUGCAGUAUGGCCUACUGUUACUUUCCCUCUACGCAUAUUUUCCACACAUUGAAGCAGCGCCGCCUAAUAUUGUUUUUAUUUUAGCCGAUGAUCUAGGGUGGCAUGAUGUCGGCUUUCAUGGUUCCGAAAUCAAAACUCCACACUUGGACAAGUUGGCCAAAAGUGGGGUGCAACUGGACAACUAUUAUGUGCAGCCAUUGUGCACUCCGUCUCGGAACCAGCUGAUGACCGGGAAAUACCAGAUCCACACGGGCAUGCAGCACCAGAUCAUCUGGCCGUGCCAGCCGUACUGCGUGCCCCUGGAGGAGAAGCUGCUGCCUGAGAGGCUUCGGGAGGCCGGCUAUGCCACGCACAUGGUGGGCAAGUGGCACCUUGGCAUGUACCGCAAGGAGUGCCUGCCCACGCGCCGUGGCUUCGACUCCUACUUUGGUUACCUGACAGGCUCUGAAGACUACUACUCCCACCAACGCUGCUACCACAUUGCUGCCCUGAACGUGACCCGCUGUGCCCUGGACCUGCGGGACGGAGAGGAGGUGGCCAGCGCUUAUAAGGGGGCAUACUCCACCCAGAUCUUCUCACAGAGAGCUACCGACCUCAUAGGCAAACACGACCACAAAAAGCCCCUGUUCCUGUACCUGGCCUUCCAAGCGGUGCAUGGUCCUCUGCAGGUUCCAGAGCACUAUACUGCCCCCUACAGCUUCAUCACAGACAAGCACCGCAGGCUCUUCGCCGGCAUGGUCAGUGCCAUGGACGAGGCCGUGGGCAAUGUGACUGAUGCACUGAAGGCUAAUAACCUGUGGAACAACACUGUGCUCAUCUUCUCCGCAGAUAAUGGAGGGCAGACUCUGUUGGGGGGCAGCAACUGGCCGCUGCGGGGACGUAAAUGGUCCCUGUGGGAGGGGGGCGUGCGCGGCGUGGGCCUGGUCAACAGCCCGCUGCUGGAGAAACCCGGAGCCCUCAGCCGAGAGCUUAUACACAUCACUGAUUGGCUGCCCACGCUACUCCAUUUGGCCAAUGGCUCCGCCCAGAGGUCUGCAGGCCUGGACGGUUUUGAUGUGUGGAAAACACUGAGCAAAGGGACGACUUCACCUCGACUGGAGAUACUACAUAAUAUUGAUCCACUCUAUGUCGAUAUUGCACCUUGUACUAAUGAUCCCGACUUGAGCCUGUCUCCAGACCUCACCCAUGGGCCUGGGCCUCGGUCUGCGUUUGCCCCCUCCAGAUUCAACCAGUCUGAUGGCUUUGAUAUCCACGUCCACGCCGCCAUCCGCUACAAGCAGUGGAAACUGCUCACCGGCUACCCAGGUUGUCCUCUGUGGUUCCCCAAGCCAGGCUCCACGUCUGGUGCCCCCCAGGCCCCUCCUCCCCCCCAGCCCAAAGAGGCUGCCGUGCGGCUGUACAACAUAGAGCACGACCCAGAGGAGCGGGACGACGUGUCCGCUCUCUACCCCAGAAUGGUGGACUUCCUGCUCAGCCGGCUGCAGCACUACCAGAAGGACUCCAAGCCCAUCGUCUUCCCAGACGACGACCCCAAAUGUGACCCAGGACCCACAGGGGCCUGGGGACCAUGGGCAUGAAGGGGGUUGAUGAGUGGAUGGAUGGAUGGAUGGAUGGAUGGAUGAAUAGAUUGAUGGUGGAUGAAUGAAUUGAUGGAUGAAUGAAUGAAUGAGAAUGAGUGUGGGCAUCGAUGGAUGAGUGGAUGAGUGUAUAUUUGAAUGAGUGUAGAUGAAUGGAUGACAUGGGUGUGGAUGAAAAUGGAUGGAUGAAGGAGAAAUAGAUGGAUGAGUGGAUAUGUGGAUGUGAGGAUGAAUUGAUUGAUGAACGAUGUGAGAAGGUGAAUGAAUGGAUUGGGAGGAUAGUUGGAUAUUUGAUGCCUCCGAACAUCCUGUGAAACUGUUGCUCAGGAACGAGGCAAACACCUGUAUUUUUUGAAGGAGGGUUUAAGGCAAAAGACUGCUUUAUAGGUGUAUUGCUUUUUUUUAAUAUAUGAAACAUUUGAUGGGACGCACAAUGUUUGAGAGGAUAUUGAUACUGUACGGUUUUGUAUUUUUGUAAAAGAUUGAUUUCCAUUAUGACUUGACACACAUAAGCUGAACAAGUUUUUUUUUUACCAACAUGACUUUUUUUUACCACCAUCCUCUUUUCACAGAAAACAGAAUUAAAGUUGAUUUUCAGA
Engraulis encrasicolus (European anchovy) is the source of this 2231-nucleotide messenger RNA. RefSeq names its product arylsulfatase B (gene arsb). Lineage: Eukaryota; Metazoa; Chordata; Actinopteri; Clupeiformes; Engraulidae. The transcript is spliced from 8 exons. Bases 46 to 1632 code for a protein of 528 amino acids. The record is from RefSeq and is a predicted model, not a curated record.